Molecule: messenger RNA, 2556 nt
Organism: Engraulis encrasicolus (European anchovy)
Lineage: Eukaryota; Metazoa; Chordata; Actinopteri; Clupeiformes; Engraulidae
Gene: utp25
Product: UTP25 small subunit processor component
Exons: 12
Coding region: 138-2447 (769 amino acids)
Biological process (GO): maturation of SSU-rRNA from tricistronic rRNA transcript (SSU-rRNA, 5.8S rRNA, LSU-rRNA)
Cellular component (GO): nucleolus; small-subunit processome
Molecular function (GO): U3 snoRNA binding; rRNA binding
Source: RefSeq, a predicted model, not a curated record
UGGCAAAUUCCCAAGUUUUGAUUGUUGUGUCUACUCCAAUCCAGAAGGUGGCAGUACGUGCCAGAAUCUCACAGCGCACAAAACACGUCUGACUGACACACGUGGGUUUCCUGGCAAGCGUGUCAACAUCGUUCAACAUGGGGAAGAGACAGAGAAAACAAAACGAGGCUAUUAACAAACUGACUAAGAAACAGAAAAAGCACUUGAAGGAGUUUGGCGAAGAACAUCCCUUCCAUGACAGUGUUGGAGACAGGCAAGAAAGGACGCAGAUCGUACACCUGCGCGACAGUCCAGAGCGAAGGAAAGUUGAGCGCGAUAAUGAUGAUGAUGAGGAUGCUGAGCUGGAGGAACAACCCUCUGCUUAUCAGAAGCUGCUGGGCACACUGGACCAGUCGGAGUCUGAUGGCGAGGAAGAUGAAAGCGACGAGGAGGAGGAUGAAGAAGAAUUGUUAGAAGGAGAAGGAGAAGAGGAAGAGGAGGAUGAAGAAGUAGAUGAAGAUGGCGAAGGAGAUGAGGAGGAGGAAUCUGAGGCAGCAGAGGCGAAGCCCAGCCUUAAAGAGGAUGACACUGAGGCAGAUGAGGAGGUGCUGGAUGAGGCCGGUGACAAGAAGGCUGACCAGGGUGGAGAGGAGUUCACAGACAAGAAGCACGAGUCCCAGUUCUGCCUGGAGACGAACAUCCCUACAGAGGGAGAUCCUGACACGGCUGAGGAGGAUGGUGCCACUGAUGGGAAAGAAGACAUGUUCACAAAACACACAGAAACAGAACUUACAGAAGAGGAGAUCAAGCAGCUAGCAGAAGGGAAAAGAACAAAGACCCAAAUAAAGUGGCCCAAACUGGGUAACCUUCUUUGCAGCACUUCCAUGGAGAAGUUCCCAGCCCCAGGCCAAGCAUCUAGCCUCCCUCUCCCACCUCUCCACAAGGCCCUGCAGGCUAACUGGACCACGCUGAACCAGGCCCUCCAGCCCCAAGGAGCUCCCAAGAAGGAGCUGAGCGACCUUCAGAAGGAGCUUCUGGGUCUGAUGGGUACUUAUAGAGAUGUCUACAUGCCAGAGUGCUCUCCCUUGGCAGAGGGGAAGGAGGUGAGGGGAGCCUACUGUCUGCACGUGUUGAACCAUGUUCUGAAGGCCAACUCCAACGUCCUCACCCACAACGCCCAGCUCAAGGAGGGCAAGAUCACGGACGAUGAGACCAGGGACCAGGGCCUUACCAGGCCAAAGGCGCUGAUCGUAGUGCCCUUUAGAGACGGAGCUCUGCAGGUGGUGCAGACCUUCAUCCACCUCCUGGAGCCCAAAGACAAGAAGAAGAUGGACGUUAGCAACAAGAAGCGGUUCAAGGAUGAGUUUGGAGACGAUCCAGAGGACCGGCCGCCCAAAGUCGCCAGACCUGACGACUACGAUGCCAUUUUCUCGGGAAAUGUAGAUGACCACUUCAGAAUUGGCAUCUCUAUCUUGAAGCGCAGCAUCCGUCUCUUCGCUCCCUUCUACUCGGCGGACAUCAUCGUGGCCUCUCCGCUGGGCCUGCGUACGCUGCUGGGCGUGGAGGGGGAGAAGAAGAGAGACUUUGACUUCCUGUCCUCCAUAGAGGUGCUGGUGCUGGACCAAGCUGACGUGCUGCUCAUGCAGAACUGGGAGCAUGUACUGCACAUGAUGAAGCACAUGAACUUACAGCCACUGGACUCCCACGGCGUAGACUUCUCCCGCGUGCGCAUGUGGAACCUGAACAGCUGGGCCAAGUUCUACCGCCAGACCCUGGUCUUCAGCUCCAUCCAGGAGCCCCAGAUCAACAACAUCCUCACCAAGCACAGCUUCAACUACCGCGGACAGAUUGCCACCAAAAACUUGCCCAAAGUAGGUUCCAUCUGCCAGGUGCUCGUGCAGCUGCCACACGUCUUCCAGCUCUUCAACUCAGACAGUUUCAUGGACCAGGAUGCAAGGUUCCAGUUUUUCGUGGACAAGGUGUUGCCCCAGUACCGAGACUCGGUCAUGUCUCACACCUUCAUCUACGUGCCCUCCUACUUUGACUUUGUGCGCAUCCGCAACUACCUGAAGAAGGAGGAGGUGAACUUCACGGCCCUCUCGGAGUACUCUCAGCGCUCGGAGGUGUCCAGGGCACGGCACUACUUCCAGAAGGGCAACAUCCAGUUCCUGCUCUUCAGUGAGAGGUUCCACUUCUACAAAAGGUACACCAUCAAAGGCAUGCGGCACCUCAUCUUCUACGGUCUGCCCACCUACCCUCACUUCUACAGCGAGGUGUGCAACAUGCUGCAGGCGGGCUCGGCGGGUGCGGACGGCUCGGAGGCGGCCAGCUGGACCUGCACUGCCCUCUACUCCCGCUACGACGCCCACAAGUUGGCAGCCAUCGCCGGGGCCGAGCGCGCCGCACAGAUGCUGCAGUCCAAGAAGCCCGUGCAUCUGUUUAUUACCGGCGAAGAUAAGACGUCAUGAGAGUAAGAUGGCCCAAAACUGGGACAUUGUGAGAAGAGGGAAGCGGACUGGAAUGGAGGAAUGCGGAGGGCCUGGGGUUGACUGUAGCAGUAUGGAGAGUAAUAACAGA